This is a messenger RNA of Schizosaccharomyces japonicus yFS275, 2660 nucleotides long. RefSeq names its product U1 snRNP-associated protein Usp102. NCBI's taxonomy places the organism in Eukaryota, Fungi, Ascomycota, Schizosaccharomycetes, Schizosaccharomycetales, Schizosaccharomycetaceae. The transcript has a single exon. Gene Ontology annotation, molecular function: nucleic acid binding; RNA binding. Bases 13 to 762 code for a protein of 249 amino acids. The record is from RefSeq and is a predicted model, not a curated record. Gene Ontology annotation, cellular component: nucleus; U1 snRNP; small nuclear ribonucleoprotein complex.
AAAAUUGGAAUCAUGGAAAUCGGGACUACGAACGGACAACAGGCAACGGAUAAUGAUGUUACGAAUGGUCAGCAAUUAUCUGAAACUCUUUACAUACGAAAUCUAGAGGAAAGAAUUAAGUUAGAAAUGUUGAAAAGAAUUCUCGAACAUCUAUUUGGAAAAUACGGGAAGAUACUUCAUGUUUACGCGAGAAAAACAUUACGGAUGAGAGGACAAGCUUUUGUGGUGUUCGAAGACGGAAGAUGUGCUGCUCAAGCUCUGCAAGAUUUACAAGGCUUCCCUUUGUAUGGGAAACCGAUGUUAAUUCAGUUUAGCAAUUCAAAAAGUGAUAUUGUUGUUCAACGUGAUGAAGGAGAAUUGGUUCUUCAAGAAAACAAGAAAAAGCGUCACGCUGAGCGAGAAAGAAUGCGACAACAGGGAGAAUUACGGCCUAUGCCUCAGCGGUCCGGUCAUCGCAAGGCAACUAAUAAAAAGGUUAAUGCAGGCGAAAAACCGAUGCCUCACGUUGUUGAUGAUUUACUCCCCCCGAACAAAUUGCUGCUUUUGCAGAAUCUGCCGGCUGAAGCAAAUGCAGAGGUACUUACUCAAAUUUUUGGUACUUAUCAAGGUUUUACUGAAGUUCGUAUGGUUCCAGGUCGUCGAGGAAUUGCAUUCGUUGAAUUCGAAAAUGAAAACGACGCUGCAAUUGCUAGGGACAGUACUACUGGUAUGCUCCUGGGCGAAACGUCAAUCAAGGUCUCGUUUGCUAGGAAAGCUUCAUAGUCGCAAAGCGUAUGAUAUUUUCAAGCAAAAAAAUAAUAAUAGGAAACCCGGGUCUUAAGCAUUUGCCGAAUUGAAGUACGACACUAAAUCUUUCAUUCUUUGUCAAUUACUGCAAGGAAAGUACUUUAAAGCCUGUAUAACGUCCACUUUUCCCCUUCAUUAAUGCGAUAGUCUUUUGACGAUCAAGCAAUUCAAGACACCGGAGUAGUAAAUCUUCGUCGAUACAUUCGACGUCUAAACAUUGCUCCUGUAAUUCGUAAAACGUGCAUACGCUAUCGUCACGACCUGUAUCACUUAGCUUUUUGGUGUGUCAGUUUCUGCAUGCUUUGUGAUGCUUUCCACCACUGCAAAUAAUGUUUUAGUUGACCGUACCCAUUGUUUAAUAACUGUGGCCCAUUCAUCGGGCGACUUCCAGAAUAUCCAUGCUGUAUCUGUAGCAUUCCUAUUUCCAUACGACACCCAUUCCGCCUGGUUCUGUUUUGUCAUUUCUUCCACUACUUCUCGAAAAACCUCUAACGGUAGUUGACCUGUACCAUAAACAACCAUUAGUAACUCCAUCUCUUUGACCCAUAGGUUUGGUAUUUACGAUCUAUUUUUGCGUUGAAUAGCAGUGGUGAAUCCAUUAACUCAUUGUUUAACGAUAGCUUUGUGAUUCGAUUUUCCCGACACCACAUCAGUAUCCAAUUCGACCAUGCUCUUUUCUGAAAAUUCCAAGUGUUUUCAUUGAGUUGUUUUGUAAAAAACGGCGGAAAGUCAUAAAUAGCGGGAGGUGAUAUUGCCAUUUUUUCUUAAAUAAAAAAUACGUUUGAUAAAGAGCAAUCUUUCACUUUUGGAGGAGCAUAAAAGAUAAGAGAAUUCGAGGUUUUGUAAUUUCGUCUACCGGUUAACUGGUGGUUAGUACAAGCAUAUAUUACAGAGAAUCAAGAAUUAGCAAAAUAGUCUUAACCUCUUUCACAACUUUAUAUAGACUACGCAUCCGAUCUCGUUUUAUAGCAUUCGAGGUUUUUAUUUUGGUUUCACAUAAAUUAAACCUUUCGCCUUAAUCGUUUGCCAUAUACUAGCAUCAGCAAGACUGAGGACUCAAUUCAAUUGAACAUCAAAACGUUCAUAUCACGGUUUAUAAUAACAAACAAACUCCCUCGCUAAUAACAUCUUAACAGAUACCUGCACCUUGAGGCACGAACAUUAACAACUACAUAACACAAACGAAAACAAUUAUACUUUUAGAGAUGGUAUUUCACAGCAAUUAGGAUAAAAUCAGUGUUGAAUUGAUAUGUAUUGCCGUUACAGAGAAAAGUCGACAAUAUGGAGCAAAAAAAUCAAUGAAAAUCUCCUAUUUUUGAAUGGUUGAAGAGGAGUAGUGAGCCGGAUGGCCUUGUUAAAGAAGACGAUAUAGAAUACAAAGAAUUAGAGCACGUAAGAAAUUUAAAAAGUACAGUGCGGUCUCGCAGGGACAAAUGUCCCAUUAUAGACCGACAAAGAACUCCUUCCUUCCAAGAAGAAAGAAGAGAUAUAAUGUUACAAAGAGUAACUGAACAAGUUCGAGGAAGUCAAUCCAAGGCUCGUUGCCGUUCUUCCAUUUUUUAAUAAGAAUGGUACUUAAAGGUUCCCGUCAAAAAAGGAUAAAAGAGUAUAAACGCCAAAUAUCGAGCAAUUUCCUAAUUGGAAACUGCUUUUCCCGUCUUUGCGAAUUUAGCAAAGGACGGACCUUCAGUAUGGAAAACAGUAUCCCAAAACCAGCUUGUGACACCAAAUCCCGACUUAUAGUUUUUGUAAUGGUGAUCUAAAUGCCAGGUCUUUAGGCGCUUCAAGUAAGUACCCGGCAUGCGGCGAUGAUGAAGGAAGUAAUGAGUUAGGUCGUAGAAAAUGUAGCCCAUAACACCACCGCUGAAAACGGC